CUGACAGGAAGUCUGGACCAGACUCCCUUUCUGUUCCACCCAGCCGGGUCUUGAUCCAGUUUUCUCCCAGUAAACGGAGCCAGAAAGCGGCGUGAAGCGAGGACAGCCCGCCGGGAUGGAGGAGUAUCAAAACGGCAGCGAGGGUUCAUUUAACUCAGAGGAGGCGGAAGUCAUCGUUAAAGAGGUAAAGCUAAAAACAUUAUGUGUAACGUGCUCCGUGAUGCAGAAAACCGGCGCCGGCCUCCACACCGCCAACUCCUGCUACUGGGACACCAGCAUGGACGGAAGCUGCACCGUGAGGUGGGAGAACCGGACCAUGUACUGUGUGGUCAGCGUCUUCGCCGUCUCCAUCGCUUAGAGGUCGAGGGGCUGCAACGCGGCGAUCUGAGCAGCAGGGGGAGCCAGACGACAAGCUUCUGUAUCUAAAGCUGCAGCUGUAUCAUGUAGGAAGGAUGUUUUUAUAUAAAAGCUGCUGCUAAAUAAACAUAAAUUCUGGACCAAAUGGGAGGUUUUGUUUUUUUUAUGCA
Molecule: messenger RNA, 527 nt
Organism: Cyprinodon variegatus (sheepshead minnow)
Lineage: Eukaryota; Metazoa; Chordata; Actinopteri; Cyprinodontiformes; Cyprinodontidae
Product: dynein light chain Tctex-type 1-like
Exons: 5
Coding region: 116-358 (80 amino acids)
Biological process (GO): microtubule-based movement
Cellular component (GO): cytoplasmic dynein complex; cytoplasm; kinetochore
Molecular function (GO): dynein intermediate chain binding
Source: RefSeq, a predicted model, not a curated record